Molecule: messenger RNA, 7225 nt
Organism: Nothobranchius furzeri (turquoise killifish)
Lineage: Eukaryota; Metazoa; Chordata; Actinopteri; Cyprinodontiformes; Nothobranchiidae
Gene: myorg
Product: myogenesis regulating glycosidase
Biological process (GO): carbohydrate metabolic process; skeletal muscle fiber development
Molecular function (GO): hydrolase activity, hydrolyzing O-glycosyl compounds
Source: RefSeq, a predicted model, not a curated record
GCUUUCCCAGGACUUCCUGUUUCCCCACAAUCUUCUGUCCCUCCACGGGACAGCACGUGCACAGCCAUACUCUUUGCCCCCUGUGGACACGGAUCGGCCCCCCUUCCCUCCUAUGAGGCAUUUCUCGUUUCACAGUCCUGUUGCAACACGUCCUGACAACUCUUUCAACGCAACAAACGCAGGCACUUCGCAGAACAUGCCUCCCAUCAACGCGUCUGAUAGGGUGCAGAAAGUACAGCUGAUGGAUCCUCCUCCCCUCACUGCCGUUCAGCUUCCCACUACUCUGAAAAACCCUCAAAACACAGUUGAUCAUCAGAAGAAGGCCACUCCACUCUCAGCUCCACAUAUCAGGGUACAAACAGGAGCUCGGCUUCAAGCAAGACCCCAAACAAACAACCCUCUUGCAGCUUCUCACUGCUUCAAGCGGACACACCAGUCCCGGGGGUGUUGCUCUAACGGCGCUCUGGAUUUUAGUGAUUGCUACAGCUGCUUCCAUGUGGUGAGGCCUUAUCAGGCUGGGCACUACAUCAUACAUCCAGAGUUUGUGUCGGAAAGCCUCCGUUAGGAAAGCACCGGGGAUCUGGUAGCUGCAGGAAUCCUGCACCUGUGGACACGUUCUUUCAAUGUCACACAGUUUCUGCUAAUGAACAGACUAGGACAAAAUUAUAAGAGUGGAUAUUAGGAACACUGUUUCUUCACCACUGUUGUCUCUUUACAGACAGCAGGGAGAUUUCUGCAGGAAAGAGAAAGCUGUGAUGCUAAACCAGAGAAUAAAAGCAUGGAAUUGAUGUGCUUUCUGACAUGCUUAUAACCCUUUAUUAAUGUGAAAAAUGUUCCUAAUGUGACAUAUUUCAGUACUGGUGCAGUAAUAAUAACUUAUAAUACAACACAGGUUUAAUGUAUCAUUCAUUUGAAUAAAGUAUUACUUAUGUAAAAAGUUUAUAAAAACGUUUUAUUUCUUGUUUAUUUGCCUGUUAACAUACAAAACAAACGAUUCUUCUCCUGUUUUUAGUUUUACAUUUCUAAACCACGCAUGAAGCUCCCAGCUGUAAGCAUGCGCACUGAAUGAAAUAAAUAUGAACCAUUUCAGGACUACAUUUCCCUUGUCACUGUGGGAGAGACGAGGCGGAGACGCCGCUUUGCGUUUGGAUUUCUCUUUUUUUCCAUGAGGACUGUGGAAAACAAACCACAAACAGACCACCGAGGAGACUGCGGCUGGUCGCAAACAGAUGUGACGACAGGGCCAGAGUCCAACAAAAGAGGGUCCCUGCUAAAUAUUUGGAUGAUCUGUGCAACGCAAGCUGGGGGAUUAGCUUGCUGACCAGCAAAAGUCAUGUACCAAGUGGUUCCAGGAGGAGCCGGGGGCACAGUUACAGAUAUUAUCCCCAAGCAGAAGCACACCAGGGACUCUCGACCCCUAGUUGGAGCUGGAGUAAUCGGGCUGGUGCUGGUGAUUGCAGCUGUAACAGCCUGGUGUUACUACAUAGCCUCCUUACGCAAAGCAGAGCUGCUGAAGACUCAGCUGCUGGAUCUGAAUAAAGAUGGCUACAUCAUCCGCAACCAGGGGGGGUCGAUUGUUUUCAGGAUGGAUUUCAGAUCUGGGACCCUUGAUUUAGACUCCUGCUCCAAAGAAGGAGAGAUCCUUCGUUGUGAACGCACGACUGACAGGAAACUUAAAUUUUUUAUUGAGACUGUGCGACCCAAGGACACUGUGCAGUGCUACCGAGUGCGUUGGGAGGAACUGGUUCCCGACUUCCCUGUAGAGCAUGCUAUGACCUACAAGUUUGCACAUUGGUACGGAGGUGCAGUGUCAGCAGUUCAGCACUGGCCUAUUUCUAUUUCUGGUCAAGAGGCUCCCAAACCCUUUGUGACAAGUGAUAUCUACUCAAACCGGAAUGAAUUUGGUGGAAUUUUGGAGAGUUACUGGCUCUCAUCCAAUGCCACCGCCAUCAAGAUCAACAAUUCUGUGCCGUUCCACCUUGGCUGGAAUGACACAGAGAAGACCAUGUACUUCCAGGCACGCUAUAACGACAGUCCCUUCAAGCCAAACCCAGGGGAGGCACCAUGUGCUGAACUUAGCUACAGGGUCUGUGUAGGCUCGGACGUUACAUCCAUACACAAGUACAUGGUUCGUAGGUACUUUAACAAACCAUACAAAGUGCCUGCCAAAGUCAUGUUUGAGCAUCCAAUUUGGUCCACUUGGGCUUUACACAAGCGUGAUAUAACCCAAGAGAAACUCUUGUCAUUUGCUGCCAACAUUCGUGAGCAUAAAUUUAACUGUAGCCACCUUGGACUAGACGAUGGCUACACAAGGCACUAUGGAGAUUUUGAGUUUGACCCAAUUAAGUUUCCAAAUGCUUCUGCCAUGUUCCAAAAGCUGAAAUCGGAUGGUUUUCAGAUCUCUCUCUGGGUUCAUCCAUUUGUGAACUACGACUCAGAAAACUUCCAUACCUGCGUGCAGAGGGGCCUGCUUGUCAGGGAGCCGACAGGCCGGCUACCAGCUUUAGUACAAUGGUGGAACGGCAUUGGUGGCAUUUUGGACUUUACUAACCCAGAAGCACGUGACUGGUUUGCCUCCCAGUUGCGUUCACUGCGUUCAAAGUAUGGAGUGUCAUCUUUUAAAUUUGAAGCAGGGGAGACCAAUUACUUACCGUGGAAGUUUAGCACAAAGAAUCCAAUACGUGACCCAAGCUUUUUCACAAGACGUUACACAGAAAUGGCUAUUCACUACAAUGACAGAGCGGAGAUGCGCAGCGGCUAUCAGUCCCAAAAUAUAUCCUGCUUCUUCAGACCUAUUGACAGAGAUUCUGUGUGGGGAUAUGAGUUGGGUCUGAAGUCUCUCAUUCCCACAGUGCUCACCAUCAGUAUUCUUGGCUAUCAGUUUAUCCUACCAGACAUGAUCGGAGGGAAUGCCUAUCUGAACCACACAGUUGGAGAUCGUGUCUUACCUGAUCGAGAACUUUACAUCCGCUGGUUGGAGCUGUCCGCCUUUAUGCCUUCCAUGCAGUUUUCCAUUCCACCAUGGGAAUACGACAACGAGGUGGUUGAAAUUGCCCGGAAAUAUACAGCAAUUCGUGAACGCAUUGUGGCACCGCGGGUGCUAGAGCUGGCAGGUGAGGUUGUGAACACUGGGGAUCCGAUCAUACGUCCUUUGUGGUGGAUUGCCACAGGUGAUGAGACAGCCUAUAAAAUUGACUCCCAGUUCUUGAUUGGGGAUGACCUCAUGGUAGCUCCAGUUUUAGAGCCUGGAAAGCAAGAACGUGACAUCUACCUUCCCGCUGGCCAUUGGAACAGCUACAAGGGAGAGAGAUUUGACCUAAAGGAGCCGCUGCACCUUACAGACUAUCCUGUUGACUUGGAUGAAAUUGCCUACUUUCUUUGGGUCUAAAAAAGUUCAUUUAAUAUGGCUGCCAGAAGACAUUUUAAGAUACAUUUUAAAGACUUUUGAAAAGAAUGAUGCCACACUACAAAUGUGACAUUGUUUUAGAUGGAUGCCCAACACUUUUUCUUAUUGUUUUAAGUCAAAAAUAAUAAAUGUGCCAGAAGCAUUAGCAUUCUGCAGUAUUAGGACAUGGAGAACAAUGUUCUUAAAAGUGAUAAGCUCAAGUGGGGAAAGUCAUGAACGGUUUUUCUUACUGGUGUGCACUUUGGGUAAACCCACUUUGGUGAAACAUAGAUUAGUUCUGAUUGAGCAGCCAAGCUAAUAUCUAAUCACAGGAGACUCAGGAUUUAUGUCAUCUGAAAAUGCAAUCAAAUACAUGAAUUUGAAUUCUGUUCCCCUGGAACUAAAAUUACUACAAAUGGCUAGCUAUGGUGCUGGUUUUCAGCAUGUAAUCAAGAAUUUGAUGUAAAACAACCCAUGUAAUUCCAAAAAGAUGGCUGUGUAAAGGUUUAUAUCAUUAUUCUUUUUGCUAAAACCACUUAGAGAUUUUUGAGAUUAGAAUUGAUUUUGGACUGAAGAUUUUCACUUUGGGUGAGUCCUUGCCACAGACAUUCUAUACCUAGAUGCUCAGUGGACUAGUGCUGCCUAUUAGAGCUACCAUAAUGGCCAGCCAUCAUAUUGGAUGGGUCUCUAUUUUCCCCCAGUGCACUGAUGUCUACUGAAGAAGGUGCAUAUCCAACAAGAAAACAUAUUUUGUUAUGUUUACGCAAAAUCAGACUCAUGGUAUGGGAUGAUAAUUAAAAUAUAAACAUAAUUAAACAAAAGUAAAUACAAAAAAUGUAAAAAUUAUUAAAUCCCAGCAGGUAGACUAGAAAAGUAAAUGUGAUCUGUUUUCAAUAAUACGCCGGUUGUUACAGCUGUAGGCUGCACAAAAAAUGGGCAUAGUAGCUCACUGCGUUGAUUUCAGUUGGGCUUGGAGAGUGAGGGACGCUUUUGAUGCUCUCCAGCUUCCAAAGGGGCAUCUACGUAUUCAUGUCUAUGAUCCCCGCUGUGGCUAGUCAUUAGCUUGUCAAUCCAGUCAUAACGAAUCUGUUAAUCCAAAUGGAAGUUGUUCCUGGUCUUAAAGGUUCUUAGCCUUUCUACGUGAACCCACUUUAAAAGGUCUAUAAAUUGAGACUAUAUGUACUUAUCAUGAAAAACCAAUCAUAAUCUAACAGAUUUGCCUUAAGCCUAAUUAGUAACUAGUUAUGGAGCAAUAUUUAUGCAAACUAACACUGCAGUGCUAGUUUGCAUAAAUAUUGCUCAUUAUAAGCUGUUGUGUGAAGCCAAAUCUAAUAAGGCUGUGGCUAUAAAUCGCAAGGUGUUUGAAAGCCUAUCAAAAAAGUAACAUGAGUGCAGAUGUUGCUAAUUAAUUUUGAGUGUUGCUUCAAGUCUUAUGUUAAAAACAUGAACAAAAGGAAUACAUCAACUGUGAAUGCCAUCUAAAAACUGUUUAGUUUCAUAGCUCCAUGAGUAUCACUUUAGACCAAACAACCCAAUGUGAGUUAUUUUUGCCAUUAAGCAGAUUGAAGUCCACAUGGCAACGUGUGAUAUGCGGCUACCGUGUGACACUAAUGACUGUUCCACUCCUCUGCUGUUGACACCAAGAAGCCAGGUUUUAUGCUUCACUUAUCAGUGCAAAGGCUUGAAGUUUAAUCAUUACAAACUGCCUGUGCUCUCGUUUGUGUAACACAGUGGCUUGUUACUACUUUUAGCCAAGAAGAAGAUGCCAUUUAUGGUCUUCUAAAUAUUUAAUAAUCUUCCUCAGGUAACUGCUUUCUCAGGCUUAUGUGUGUUUAAAGUGCCUUGCAACCAUAAUUAAUGAUGAAGAUGGAGUAAAACGGCUGCCAACAUGUUUAAUAGGUUGCCUGCUACAUGAAAAGUUUAGGCUUGUCUGAAGUGUUUUGUGUUUGUGCUGUCAAGGUAAAAAUCAUGUAAAAAGGUGAAAAGGCUGAUGCUUAGUUAGCCUCCUGAGGCCCAAGCUUUCAUUUAGUGUGCAUUUUUUAUUUGACUCAGCUAUUUUGGAUUAGAAGGACCUUACCAACAAGUUAGUGUUUCAAAAGUUUUUUUUUAUUUUCUUUAAAUAAAUCAUUAAAAAUAAAAAUUUUACAUAUUUAAAUUCAAAUCCAGAUCUCUGUGAAUAAUAGGUCUAAAUUCAACAGAAUGUUUUUUUACAGUGAAGAACCCAACGUCCUUUCAGUUCUAGAUCAAAGAACAUCAUGUACAGCUGAGUAUUUUAAUAUUCACAGAUGAAACUAAUAUCAAUCUCAUCAUACCACUUCACAAAACAGAUGCAGAAAGGCAAUGGAAACAUCUCAAAAUGCUUUUUUUUAACUUUUCGAUAAAAAAAAAUUCAGAUCUUUUUCAAAAGAUCACUCAUCCUAAAAAAUAAACUAUUUUGUUUAAUGAUGUAACAUUUGGCCCACUUGCGUUUUUGUAAUGAAAAUGUUAUUUCUAGAGAUGAAAAGUAAAACAUGAUGUUAAACUGGUAGUCAAGACGCUUUAUUUUUGUCUUAUAUGCCAGAGCAUAUUCAUUCAUUCACUCUGCCUUUGAGAUGUUGAGCAGACUUUUCACUUACAGCUUCUGCAAAGCCCUCAGUAACUGUCCGUGUGUCUUUCAACAUCACGUCAAAACAAAAUCUCAGCUUAUUUAUAGCGGUUCUCAGUUAGCAUCUGGGCCGAGCCGAUCUCAGAGGUUAUUUCUGUCUCAGACUGUCCUACCUUGUGAUCUUCUGCUUCACGGACUAAAGAUUUAGUUGCUGUUAGUUCGUUCGACUCUGAUUUUUUCAAACUAAGGAAUAUUUACACGUGAUUCAUUGGGUGUACUUAAUUUUAAUGAAUUUUUGUAUGAAUGUGUUAAAAUAAACACAUCUGUGUCCAAACUUUGUUCUGAAAUAACAUUUUUAAUAACACCAAAUGAGUACUUUUGCUUUUACGUUAUAGAAAAACAAGUUAAAUUCACUUUAAUAGCAAAAUUAAUGCAAAGAAGGCAAAAAAAUGACCAAGAGAUUUAUGUCAGUCAUCUGUUCAUGCAAUUAUUGAACCAAUAACUGCCUAUAACCUCUCAUGUGUCUGCAAUACAUGAAAAAUGAUGCACCGAUUGGUGCAGUAGUGAAAGGCACCCUUGAGGGUCUUCUCCAACUUUUUCGAUACUCCUCUCAUCAUGGGGCAAUAAUGACAAGGUGAUGAAACAACAAUGCAGGUUAUUUGGAGACUUUGUUGAGAUCAAUAAAUCAUUUGGUGGUUCAUGAUAUAAGGUCAGAGAGUGAAUGAUUCAAAAGUGUCUGGCCAAACACAAAAAUAAUUAAAAAGAAAAAAGAUUCUGCAGCAGCAGCCAGAAUCAACGGUGUUUAUUAGUUAUGGCUUUAAACAUUCUUCUUCUUUUGGAGUCCAAGCAGCCUUCAUCCCUCACAGCUGUACUCGAUCUUUUCAUAGGUUUGGGGAAUUUAUUCCAUUUUGCAGCUGUGGGAUAUGCUUCAGAACAACUUCACUCUAUCUGCAGAUGUCUCAUCUGUCUUCAAAAUUGAUCUUGACUUGCAGCCUGUGUGGGGAGGACAUACACUCAUUGAUUAGCUGUCUCUGUGUUGCUGGAUCAAUAUUAUUUGUUGGUGUGCUUUCUGCAGCCACAUUGUUUGAUUCUACCCGGUGCUUUGCACGCUGAACAAAUAGUUUAUGUGAGACUUUCAGAAGCUUUGGCAUAAAACAGGAGGUUUUGGAGAAAAAUAUGACAAAAUUGAGCUCUGCAUACCAGCACAAUGGUUAAAUAAGAUGGAUAAAUAAUAAAAGUUAAAGUUUGUUAAAUGA